GAUUCUUUCACCAGACCGUGAGGUUUUUUGACCAUCGAGAAAGGCUUCGUCGUCAUCGUCAAAAGAACACCAACCAUGUCAGAAGAAAUGGCCAAGGAAGACCUGUCAUGUGUGGAACCUAUCAAAACGAAUGAAUCUAACGAACCCGAACGUUCGUUAAACGGCAACGAGAAGUUUAAUUGAGGUCACAAGUUCACCAUCCAAGAACUAAAUAAUCAGACCGUGAUUAAUGUUUUUGAUGGUUAAGGUUGAGGACCCUAACCUCUCAAAAGAAGGGAAUAUGUCAGAAUAUGAUAGUGCAGGGAGUUAUAGCGAUAGGGAUGCCUCUCCUAGUGGGUAUCGAUCAGAAGGAAGUGUUAAUUUUGAAAGAGAAGAAGGCGACGGUCAGGAAAGUGCACCCACUAAAAAAAUUGAUGAUGACGAAGAUAAGAAAAACCCACAGUAUAUUCCAAAAAGAGGGACAUUUUAUGAACAUGAUGAUAGAACAGGAGAAGAUUUAGAAGAUGAAGAAGAGGUGAAAGACGAUAAAGAUUCUAAAAAAAAAGUGUGGCAGGAUAAAAAGGAAAGGUGGUCACAUGAUAGAUUUAAUGAUAAUGAACAGGCUCCAAAAUCUAGAGCGGAACUAAUUUCAACUUAUGGGUAUGAUAUUCGCAAUGAAGAUGGACCUCCUAAAGCAAGGAGACGUAGACGUUACGGACGUGGACCAAAUAAGUACACAAGAAAUUGGGAGGAUGUUGAUGCUUACGGAAAACCAACCAUAAUAAGAAAACCGCUUAAAAAACCAAGAAGUAGGGGCUCGUUAGAAGAUGGUUCCGAUAAUACAGAAAUUAUUACCGAACAACACGAUAAUAAACAAAAUGAAACCCCUCAAUCAACCCCUAUUCAAGAAGAACAACCAGAACGCACUGAAAAAGAUACUUCGAAGCCUUCUAAACCAGAUGUUCCUCAAGAAGAAAAACCUCACCAUCAACAACCGUUUAAACAUCGCGAAAAUAGAGAACCUAAGGAGUCUAGAGAACAAUCAAAAAACCACCAUUACCAAUCGUCUCAACAAUACCAAGAAAAGUCAUAUCAAAACAAUAAAUCUUCAUCUAGAGUCGGAACCGGACGGAUUUCAAAACCAAAAAGAGAAUUUUCUGAUAGCGAUUAUACAGGGUUUACGAAAAGUCGUCAAUUUAAAAGUACCCCGCCACCUCGAGUGCAUAAUCGCGGUCCUAUUGAACGACCCCAAAACGCACCCAGUAAAAAUGUUCCUGAUUUGGAGAAGGAUAUGGCAAAGAUGAAUUUGCAUGAAGGAGGGGGUUACAAUAAGACGUCUAAUACCAAGCAACAUAAUAACGUACGACAGGGGAGUGUACCCCCGCGUUUGCAAAGUGAACAGAAAGGUUCCAAACGGUAUAGUUCGAUUCGGCAGAGAUCAUUGCCUGAAACCAAUAAUCCACCGUUUGUCCAACACAACACUUAUUAUGGAAAUGAAUACAACCAACAAGGUCAAACAUCACAGCCAACACCCUCACAAACCAAUAUAAUCCCAAACAAUACAAUACACCCAACAACAGCUGCCCAAUUAUCCCAAAUGCCAAACCCGACCCUAACUCCUAUACCGCCUCAGGUUCCGGUCACAACGACCCCAAUUUUACAGGGUCCGCCUCAGUACGCCCCUCCGUUCCCGCCAGCCCCAACCUUUCUGCAGCCUGGGGUGUCCCCUGCCUCAUUUAUACCGCCGCAGAACACGCCUAUUAUUAACUACGGCCAGCCGCAGUACCAGGCACCUUUCCAAGGCUACCAACAACAGUUCAAUACUGUUAACCAACCGACGGAACUGUAUCAGCCUCAAGGCGGCAUAACGUACUAUUCGCCUCAGGAACAACAGGCCGCGCAACGGUCGGUGCCUCAGAAGAGACCAAAGGCUGCAAUUCCGAUCGUAGCUCCGCCUGAACAUCGCGGGAGAGGACGGAAACCCCAACAACAAUUGGCCGAAGUGGGACAGCAGGACCCGUCUGGUGAACCUGGUCUUGAAGCGACGAUUAUGGAAGGUGAAAAGUUUGAGGAUGCGGUCACGGCUCAAUGAUCCAAUUAAUUUACUUAAAUAUUCGUUGCUUCCUUUAUUCGCAUAAUUAGCAUACAUAUUAUAAUUAAUUGGUGAAGUAGAAGAGAGCUAUUUAUUUUUGUUUAUAACUUAUUUCCGAAAUUUUAGAGGGACAAUUCCAUAUCAAAUUUAAUAAUAAUAUUAAUAAUUGAUUAUAUAUUAUGGUUUAGUUAUUUAUUGGAUAUCUAUCGCUUUUUUUCUUUUUCAAUUAUGUUAUUAUUUUAUGAACUUCAUCUUAGAAUUUCAUAACGGUGUUUUCUUUUAUAUUAAUAAGAAUGAUACUAUAUAUAUCGUGAGUUAUUAAAUAUAUUAUAAAAAAUGUA
Messenger RNA from Onthophagus taurus, 2412 nucleotides. It is a transcript of the gene btz, whose product is annotated as CASC3 exon junction complex subunit. The record is from RefSeq and is a predicted model, not a curated record. Lineage: Eukaryota; Metazoa; Arthropoda; Insecta; Coleoptera; Scarabaeidae. Gene Ontology annotation, cellular component: exon-exon junction complex. Gene Ontology annotation, biological process: mRNA processing. Gene Ontology annotation, molecular function: mRNA binding.